AUGCCACCCAAAAUCCUGUGCGUAGCAGAAAAGCCGGCCAUAGCCAAAGCCGUGGCUCAGCAUCUUUCUGGCGGACCCAUCAACACUCAUCACGUCAAUGGCAACCGUUACGUCAAGAACUACGAGUUCUCUUUCAACUUCCGAACAUGGGGAAACUGUGCUGUGGUCAUGACUAGCGUACUGGGACAUCUAACAUCGCUGGAAUUUGAUGAGCAGCACCGUAAAUGGAACUCGUGUCAGCCGAGGGAUCUCUUCGAGGCGCGCACACAGAUCAACAUCGACUCCGACAAGAAGUCCAUAGCGAAGAACAUUCAAGACCAAGCUCGCUAUGCAAGAACUCUCUUCAUCUGGACAGAUUGUGAUCGUGAAGGAGAGCACAUCGGCACCGAGGUCGUCAAUGAGGCCAUCAAGGGCAAUCCGAAUAUCGUCGUCAAACGAGCAAGGUUCAGCAACACCGAAAGGAAUCAUGUCAUACAAGCCGCCCACAAUCCUAUCGAGCUUGACGAGCGUGCUGCAAAAGCCUUCCCGACGCUUGGCUUCGUCGUCGAUCGCUACCAUCGCGUACGGAACUUCAAGCCGGAAACAUUUUGGCUGAUUAAGCUGAUGCACAAGAAGGAUGGGAUCCAGGUCAACUUCAACUGGCGACGAGGACAUUUGUUCGACAGGGCCACUGUGACAAUCCUGUUCGAAAUGUGCCUGGACGCAAAACUGGCGAAGAUCACAAAAGUUGGCACCAGACCUACCUCCAAGUGGCGACCUUUGCCGUUGACCACUGUCGAGCUCCAAAUGCAGGGCAGUCGCUUUCUCCGAAUGAGUGGUCAGGAAAUCAUGAAAGUGGCUGAGACGCUCUAUCAGAAGGGCUGGAUAAGUUAUCCGAGAACUGAGACAGAUCAAUUUUCUCGAGACUUUGACCUGCAGAGUUUCAUACGGAAACAGAUUCCAGACUCCAACUGGGGCGCAUAUGCACAGCAACUCAUCAACGGCGCGUUCCGUACGCCAAGGUCUGGCAGAAACAACGACCAAGCUCAUCCUCCCAUUCACCCUGUCAACUACGUCGUGCCGACAUCACUUAGCGCCAACGAGAAGAAGGUGUACGAGUUCGUCGUUCGCCGCUUCCUUGCUUGCUGUUCCGAGGACGCCAAGGGUCAAGCAACCGAGAUUGAGCUUGAAUGGGGUGGCGAGUCAUUCCAUACCAAGGGCCUGCGGGUAUUGGAACGGAACUACCUCGACGUCUACCCGUACGACAAGUGGGAGGACAGUCAACAAUUGCCGACGUUCACCCUCAACGAGACCUUCCAACCGACGGAGGCUAAGAUGGUAGACGGCAAGACUACGCCGCCAAAUUACUUGACUGAACCUGAACUGAUUGGCCUGAUGGAUGCCAAUGGCAUUGGCACUGACGCAACAAUGGCAGAACAUAUCCAGAAAAUCCAAGAUCGGCAGUAUGCCUCUGUGCGUUUGCGAGGUACCGGGCGGACGCAAGUCCGCGAGUUCAUCCCGACAACGCUGGGUGUUGCCUUGAUUGAAGGCUACGAUAAUGUGGGGCUCGACGUCAGUGUCAGCAAGCCAUUCUUGCGCAAAGAAAUGGAGCUCAAGAUGAAGGCGAUCUGUGACGGCGGAAAAACGAAAACGGAGGUGGUCCAAGAAAGUAUCGAGCAAUAUCGGGAAGUCUUCGUUCUCACUCAGCGGAGGAUCGAUGUCCUCAAACAGUCUGUACUGAAAUAUGUGGUCAACAACGGCCAAACAUGA
Molecule: messenger RNA, 1749 nt
Organism: Cyphellophora attinorum
Lineage: Eukaryota; Fungi; Ascomycota; Eurotiomycetes; Chaetothyriales; Cyphellophoraceae
Product: DNA topoisomerase 3
Exons: 2
Coding region: 1-1749 (582 amino acids)
Biological process (GO): DNA topological change
Cellular component (GO): nucleus
Molecular function (GO): DNA topoisomerase type I (single strand cut, ATP-independent) activity; DNA binding
Source: RefSeq, a predicted model, not a curated record